UGGGAGUAGCAACAUGGCGGACGGCGGUUUCCACGCCGACUGAUCCGGAUGUUUGGUGCGCGGUUCUGCUUCACGCACGGCGCAGUUGGACGAUGGCGGCGGACUCCUUUGAGCCGCCGGUACCGGACUGUGACGUCACUGGCUUUAUCUGACACUGAGUUCGUUUAGACGUCAUGGCGGAUGAUUCGGACGUCGCCGUUUCUUCGCGCGCGGAGAGAAAAGCGCGGGAGAAGGCCAAGAUCCUGCAGCGGGAACGGGACCGGAACGGGUCCAAACGGUUAAGGCGGGAAGUGGGUCGAGUUUUGAAGAAGCCGGAAGCGGAACGUUCGGCGGAGGAAGCGGCGGUUCUGCUGCUACACGCGGACACCGUGGACGAACUGAACCAGAGACAGAACCGCCGGAACCUGCUGAAGAGAAAGCGGGAGGAGGUCUUCGAUGAUGCCGACGUGUUGAAGAAUAAAGUCCGGCAGCUGGCGCUGGCAGUGAAACAAGCCAAACACCUGGUGGUUUACACCGGUGCCGGGAUCAGCACGGCGGCGGCGAUCCCGGACUACAGAGGUCCUAACGGUGUUUGGACUCUGCUGCAGAAAGGACGGCGCGGUCAGGUUUGUGUUACCUCGUUGGACCUGAGUAAGGCGGAGCCGACGCUGACUCACAUGUCCAUCAGGACGCUGCACACGGAGAAGCUGGUGAAACACGUUGUGUCUCAGAACUGUGAUGGGCUUCACCUACGGAGCGGACUUCCCAGACACGCCCUGUCUGAGCUCCAUGGAAACAUGUUUAUCGAGGUGUGCUCAUCCUGUUCCCCGGUCAGGGAGUUUGUGCGUUUAUUUGACGUGACAGAGCAGACCUCGUUGCAUCGCCAUGGGACCGGCCGCAGGUGUUGCCACUGCAGCAGCGAACUCAGGGACACCAUUGUGCACUUUGGGGAACGGGGAACCCUGGACCAGCCUCUGAACUGGAAGGGCGCCGUAGAGGCGGCCAUGGCAGACACCAUCCUGUGCUUGGGCUCCAGUUAAAGGUGGGUGCUGAAGAAAUAUGCGUGUCUGUGGUGUAUGAACCGGCCGGCCAGCAGAAGACCCAAACUCUACAUCGUCAACCUCCAGUGGACACCAAAGGAUGAUCUGGCUGUGCUGAAAAUUAACGGAAGGUGUGAUGAUGUCAUGAAGCUUCUCAUGGAGGAACUGAAGCUUCAGAUUCCUGCAUACGUCAAAGCGCAUGACCCCAUCUUCAUCUUAGCCACGCCUCUAAACACAGACGAGAUUGGCAGCCAUACUCGUGAGGUCAUCACUCUGCCUGCUGCUCGCCAUGACGACUCGACUGACGCCGGCGAGCGAGCGGCGGCCGUGCGCGGCGGGUGGUUUGGGAGGGGUUACUGCAAAGGAAGGAGGAAGAAGAAGAAAAAAGCUCCAUAAGACAGGAUUCCUCACAGACUGAGGUCACGUAGGUGCAGCUACAAGUUCUGGACAACAAAAAGCCUUUUGGCUGUUUUUUUCCGUGUGUUCAUGCGUCUCUUCCUGAGUGUCCAAAAACAACAAAAGCCCGUCAAGUGACACGAAACUUGGAUGUCAGCAGCUGACAUAAUCCCCAAAAACCACAUCCUGUAUGAUACAAGCAGCAGUGGUCUCGGGGCGGAGCCUCCACCUGUCUCGGAGUGGCAGCUUUGUGGAUGAUAGAAGUUCAUAAACAUCCUUAUUUUGAGCUACACACAGCUUCAAACACACCUCCUGAUUUCUGUCUCAUACGUUAAUGCCGCUUUCACACCGGGCGCGAUCAGACGCUACAAAUUUGUGGGGGUCGCGUGGCGACGGACGCGCCUCCUUUGCCCGGUGUGUCGCUCUGCUUUUGCUGUGAAAAUUC
Messenger RNA from Thalassophryne amazonica, 1860 nucleotides. RefSeq names its product sirtuin 7 (gene sirt7). The record is from RefSeq and is a predicted model, not a curated record. Lineage: Eukaryota; Metazoa; Chordata; Actinopteri; Batrachoidiformes; Batrachoididae. Gene Ontology annotation, molecular function: NAD+ binding.